Molecule: messenger RNA, 1429 nt
Organism: Dicrocoelium dendriticum
Lineage: Eukaryota; Metazoa; Platyhelminthes; Trematoda; Plagiorchiida; Dicrocoeliidae
Source: the annotation of a GenBank genome assembly
AUGCGGCAGUUCGAUUUUCUUACUCAGCGCUUCACGCAGGGAAGUUUGGACGGCGUCAUCUCUCCCACACCCGCAAGUCCCAGGGUUCCCACUGCAAGCAAAAAUUCUGUGGAGGACGUCACUAGCUCAGGUGGCUUGAACAAUUUUCAUACUACCUUCAAACGCAGAAUACUUCCUCCGAGACGUCGCAAAACAAUCACUGCGCUAAUCUCUCCUAAGGAUUUACAAUCCCACUCUCCUUUGGCUAGUACGAAGUGGUACGCACCAUCGUGUUCCGCGUCUGCGACCAAUCCCGAACAUCCGAGAGCACCCAACUCGAAAUUAGACCCCGAACAGUCUGACCCGCUACGCAAUCCGAGUUCGUUCACCAGAUGGCGUCCUUGGGUUCCCAAUCAUCCCAAUUCGUCUACAUGCAGUCCGGUGUUGGACCAACCCAUGCUUCGGGUUAUGGCGGUUGAUGAACGCGCGGGUCAUCUACGAAAUCAACUGUACCCGGCACGGCCCAGUCUCACUGCUGGCGAACUUUGUAACAUGCUGGCAUUCGAAAUGAAAAUAUUUGAUCCAAAGGAAUUUGGGCUGUUCGCACAUAGAGAAGGAAAAGAGGUACUCUUAGACGAUCACAUCCAUUUGAUCGAUUUCAUUGAAACAUCCAACCACGGAUCAAACCAGAUAUUUGGCAAUCAACGUUCACCGACGGUGUUUACCGCCAAUUCGACGCGGCAUCCACUACGGCUGGUGAACAAAACGGUGCAACGUUCACUGUCCUCUCGAUCCAAUUCUCCACCGAGCAGCAGUUCAUCAGGGUCGUACUCACAUGGCAUCAAGAAGCCCGAACGUUCCAAUUCCUUCUCUGUCGCCAGAUGGCUGAUGCGCAAACGGAAUGGAUUGGAUGUAGGCGGAGUGGUCGUUCCGGCAAACGAGCUCAGAUCUGUUAGAUCUCAACUCAAGCCCACAACUUCCGCCGAUGCACUAGGCCUCCUCCCAUCAACACCUCACCAAACCAUGGGUGGGGAACCGGUGUUGAUUUACAAACGGAUUACAGGUGUAUUCGCUAUCUCCGAGCGCGCUUUCAGUGAUCAUCGCUACAAGCUACAAUCAUCACCUCAGAAGCAGAUGUCGCCCUGUUCAGGUAAACUAUAAAGCUACGAACUAUCUCGAAACCUGACAGACGCUUGUGCUCACCUCAACUAUGUUCACCGUCUCCAGUCCGUACGGUCAGACUACAGACCGAAUGAUCACUGUCCUUCUAGUGCAAUAUCCACACAAGUGAUUCUUUUUCUGAAUCAUCCUCGCCAAACCUCUGAUUGCCGCCCACUACGUGACUUCUUUCCUACAAAUUUCGGAGCUGAUUUAUUAUCGACCCUAUCAUCGAUGAAAUGAUUUUUUCACAUCGAUACAUCAUGUUCAGCAGUGUGUCAUUUUGAAAUGG